AAUAAAACAUAACUCCUGUCUGAAGGAUCGAAAACAUGUCGAGCAUUCGGGUCACAUGUCUUGGUUCAACAACAAGAGAGGACGAGUUGAGGGUGUACUUCAGUAAACCAGAACAUGGCGGGGGUCCAGUGGAAAAGAUCUACUAUCCAUUGAUGAAUAAUGAUGCUGUUAUUGUUUUUCAAGAGAGUCAUGUUGCUGCACAAGUUAUGUCCAUUGAGGAGCAUACAGUGGCUGGCAGGGAAGUGGAUAUGUAUUUUCUACCCCCUAAAAUAUUUUCCACUAUCCAAGCCAGGGUAGAUCCUGCUGUUUCUCUUCUUAUUGAAUCUGUCACGGCCUGUAAAGACCAUUUAUUGUAUAUUAUUGGAUUGUCCUUGACCUUUGACUCCGCAGGAUGUUGUAUUCUUGAGGGAAAUAUGUUUCAAAUUGAAAUGGGAUGGGAAAUCAUUGGUCGGUAUUUACAUCAGCAAGAGAAGAUUCAUUCAAGAGCAUUGAACAAGGGAUACAACUUGCAGAAAAGUCUGAGCGGCUCCAAACAACCUAGUCACAAUGGGAAAUCAGACAGGUUAGAGUCAUCAGAACGUUUUCUAUCAAGCAACAGUAGACAGGAGAACCAAGCUCCUUACUGGAGUAAAAGUGAUGACAGAUCUUUAGAAGAUGAAGAUGAGAAUGGUGCAUUUUUUAGAGAGAAGGAAGUAAGUAAACACAAGGAGUCCAGCAUUAGUGAUUACAGAGACAGAAGGAACUUACCUAUGGAAAUAGAUCACGAAACUCAGGUGAAAUCCAUCUCAGGGGUCAGUAAUGUCCGUCCUAUUACUAGUCCUGGAGCAGAGUGGACUCAAGAACUUAGUAAAUAUUCAGAGUCUCAGCUGGAUGACUUGUUUUCAUCGACUCAUAAAUCAAGCAGUCUUAGCCAUAAAGAGACUGACAGACUAUUUACUAAGUCUGAGAAAGUGCCAACAUCUGCUGAAUCUCAUCUUCGAAGUGACUACAAGGAUCCAACAUCAAAAACAUCUUUUAUCAAUGAAAACAGUCUCCCUGGCUACCAGAACCAAGUAGACCGUCCAUUGGAUUAUCUGAGUCUGCAGAGUGUAAAUGGUCGAGAAUCUAUUCAAGUUUUUCCUUCAAAUGCAGAUGAAAGCUCAGAGGAGGAGUCAUUUGGGAGGGGAACCAAAAGGUUUGACGAUGCCAAUAAUACUUUUGAGAACUUCUCCAGUCUCCCUCACACAAGCAGGCAGAAAGGAGGGGCAUCUAAAUCAUCCAAAACAACUGUGAAAUCUAACAGCAUUAUGAAGGAGAGCAACCACAUCAGCAUUAAACCCGGUACAAGCAGUGCUCUAGAAAAAGGUGCUAAACCCAGUACAAACAAAGCUGCUGAGAAAAAAGAUUCCUCCUCCUCGGUCAUAGACAGGCUGCUUUCAUCUCAUUACAGCUCCCUGGAGCCACAGUUUGAGGCCCUGAAGCAUAGUCAGAGAGCAGCCUUGAUGUCUGACCACUCACAGGCCAACAGCUUUACUUUUAAUGCAGGAUCACUCAAGGUCACCGUGUGUCAAGGUAACAUCACUGAGGUCAACACCGUGGCAAUAGUCAAUGCAGCCAAUGGGAGUCUUAUCAAUGGUGCUGGAGUUGCUGGUGCAAUUGCUAGGGCUGCUAGUCCCACCAUGGAGAGAGAAUGUGAAGAAUUUGUCAAGAAGAAUGGGAUGUUAUCGACAGGGGAGAUAAUGCAUACCCGUGCAGGGGGAAGAUUGCCUGAUAGGGUGACACAUGUGCUGCAUGCUGUGGGUCCAAUCUGGCUGGAUAAUCUACCUGACAGGUGUUUGUAUGAGCUUAUUCUCACUUACGUCAAUGUCUUCAAGUAUGCCAACAAACUCUGGAUUCCAUCCCUUGCUCUGCCUUGUAUCAGCUCAGGAGUAUUUGGAGCACCUCUGGAUGUUUCCAUCAAAUGUUUUCUGGAUGGUGUCCUGAUUUUCCACAGUGAGAUGGGAGAUCCUGCCCAUCUGAAGGAGAUCACAUUAGUCAACACUGACGAGGAUGGUGUGGCUACAUCCAUAGCCAUUCUCCAGUCUCUGUUGGACGGAGGUCAGGACCGCGCCACAGCGGAGGCUAUUGACAGGUUCACCAGGUUACAGGAGAAGAGGAGAGCCACCACCAACAAACUCAAAAUGGUGGCUGGGAGAUCACUGAUUAAAGACGACAUAACAACAGAUACUGGACGAAAAACAGAUCUGGUACACAAUGAGACAUCUCGAGCUCGUCGGAGAUCUAGCUCAAUGUCAAGGCUGAAGGCCAAGACAGAAUCUGCAACUAGUGAUAAGAAAGUCAAGGAGGAUAGUUCUAGUAAGAAAAUGUCUUCUAGUUUAAGAGUCAAUGGAAGCAGCUCUAACUUGGAGAAGAAAUCACCUCGUCCACCAAGCUCAAAUCGACCUUCAAGUCAAGCGACUUAUACCAAACAACCAGAGGAACAAAAAUCUCCAAGGCAACCACCAGCUAUGAAGCCUGCCCUGGUCACGACCUCUCCACCUAGUGGUGGGGCUAAACCAAAAACCAAAACAACUCACAAUACCACAGCUAAAAAUACUCCUUUAAAAGCUGCAGUUACCUUGGAUCCCUUUAAUAUGGAAAGAGAAUUAUCCAAAUUGAAGCUGAAUCAGACUUCCAAUGGAGCAUUCAAAAGUUACACCAGAGAGUACAACGAAGAAGAAUUUCACAGUCUUCCUAUCAACCUGGAGAGCCCCAGUGUGGAUAAAAUCUCCUUCUGUAAAAUAUGCCAUGGAAAAAUGAAAAAAUCAAAAACAUUAUACAAAUGCAACCAUACAUUUUGUACAGAUUGUAUCGAAGGACAGUUUCGCAAAUAUGGACCAAAAUGUCCUCAGUGCGGAGCCAUGUACUCCACUUCUACGCUCAGUAAGACCAUGUCUGAAGAAGUGGAAUCCUCCCCACGUAGUCAGUUAAUGAGCACAGUGGUUCACUCAUCCCUUCCGCAGGGGACGAUGUCGCACAUGACAAGAAGGAACAUGUCUGUCCCAGGGUAUGAGUAUUGUGAGGGGGCUAUCGAAAUUCAGUAUGAUAUUCCAAGUGGAAAAGUACUGAGAAAAGACAGAUCAAGCAGUCGCAGUGCAUACACUGGGGUUCAACACAAGGCUUACCUCCCUAAUUCUGCUGAGGGCAGAGAAAUAUUACGUCUCCUAAAGAAGGCGUUUGAGGCAGAUCUUGUUUUUAGAGUUAGCAGCCGAGGGACUGUAGAGUGGUGUAUUUCACACAAAACAUCAAUUCAUGCCUCUAAUGGUUACCCAGACUCCACCUAUCUCAGAAAAGUGAGGGAGGAAUUAUCUCGGAGGGGAAUCACAUAGAAGAGUUGCCUCCUCUUGCCCAGUGAAGAGUGCCAAGGUUCCUUAUAAGACAGCUACAUGUACCUGUAUUAUAAUAUUAUAAUGUCACCAAGCUUUUGAUCGAAGUUUGUCUGGAGUCCAUUUCUUUCAAGUCUAAAAUUUUUCCCACAGUGUCACACUAUAAUUGUUGAUAGAUUUGAGGUUUAUAUAUA
Messenger RNA from Saccostrea echinata, 3538 nucleotides. RefSeq lists its product as uncharacterized. The transcript has 7 exons. Gene Ontology annotation, biological process: Notch signaling pathway; protein ubiquitination. Bases 36 to 3347 code for a protein of 1103 amino acids. The record is from RefSeq and is a predicted model, not a curated record. Lineage: Eukaryota; Metazoa; Mollusca; Bivalvia; Ostreida; Ostreidae.